CGCAGCAGAUGAUCCCCAGGAAUCCAGCGCUGCUGCUGGAACAUCAGCAGCCCCUCCCGAGGCCGCAGGGGGCAAGGCCACCAACAGGACCUGGGGCAGCAUUUUGGGAAGCUCGUGUCACCCAGCCUGGUCCCUCACCAAUGCCCUGAUGGUGCAGGAGGUUCGGGCACCCCACGCGCACCAAAGCCACCGUCCAGCAGCAUGUUCGAACUUGAGCUCUCCGAAGAACCAGGCGAGGAGAAGGCGGCCGCGGUCCUCCCGGCCGCCUGCAUGCAGCAGCUGGCCAGCAGCAAUUGGAAGGAGAGGUUCUCCGGCUUGGAGGCAUUUCAGAAGGCGGUGGAAGAAAUGGAGAAAAGCCAAAUGCCCUGCCAGGCCUUGGUGAAGCUGCUGGAGAAGGAGCCGGGCUGGGAGGAAACCAAGCUCCCCGUGCUGCAGAAAAAACUCCACCUCGUCGCCCUCAUUGCCCGGAAGGGAGACUUUUCCCGGGCGUGCGCUCAGGUGGUCUUGCCUGGGCUGGUGGGGAAAGUGGGGGACGUGAUCUGCGGCGGGGAAGCCAAGGGAGCCCUCACGGCCGUCGCCGAGGCGUGUGCCCUGCCGUGGACUGCCGGGGAGGUCACCUCCCUGGCUUUCUCGCAGAAGCAUCCCAGGACCCAGGCGGAAGCCCUGAACUGGCUGGCGAAGGGGCUGGAGGUGGAAGCCUUGGUCAGUACCAUAAAGGGGGCCCUGGCCUGCGUUCACCCGGACGUUCGGGCCUCUGCCUUUGCGCUGCUGGGGACCGUUUCGCUCUACGUGGGGGCCCCUCUCAGAGGGUUCUUCGAGGGCGAGAUGCUGCCCCUGCUCUCCCAAAUCGAUGCUGAGCUGGAGAAGAUGAAAGGGCAGAGCCCCCCUGCUCCCACCCGGGGCAGCUCCAAGCUCUGCCGGGGGAGUGGGGACGAGGGGAAGGCAGGGGACCCGCAGGGCCACGGUGGGGCUGAGCUCGUGGAUAUCCGCCCCAGGAUCACCUCAGCGCUGGUGGCGAAGAUGCAGGCCAGGAACGGGGCGACCCGGCAGGAGGGCCUGGAGGAGGUGGCGGGCAUCCUCAGCAGCGCCGGGCGCAUCCAGCCCCACGUGGGAGACCUCCCCGCUGCCCUGAGGGCUUGCCUUCAGGACCCCGACCCCGCCCUGGUGCAGCAGACCUUGAGCAUCCUCCGGAGCCUGGCUCCUGCCAUGGGCCCGGGCAUCAGGCAGCAGGUGAGGGGGCUGGGCCUCCCCUUGGUCGCCCUCUUCAGAGACAGCAAGAGCCACGUGCGCGCCGUGGCCCUGGUGGCCGUGAACGCCUGGGCCGAGCAGCUCAGCACGCAGGACUGGCUGGAGGGGGAGGCCUCCGGGGAGGAGCGGAGGGAGGGAGACGCUUUCCAAAGGCAAGAGCUGCUGGGCUGGCUGGCGGAGAGGCUGCCGGCUCUCCGGGCCGCCCCCUCAGACCUGCGGCGGGGCGUCCCUCACCUCUACGCCUGCUUGGGAGACGGCAACGGCCACGUACGGAAGGCGGCCCAGGAAGCCCUGCCCUUCUUCAUGAUGCACCUGGGGUCUGAGGAGAUGGCCGACGCCGCAGGCCAGCUCAAGCCGGCGACCAGGGACCACGUCGUGGCUUUGCGGGAGGCAGCCACCGCCAACCCACCAGCCAAGCCCCCCGGGCCUGCUAAGUUGCCUUCCCGGCUGCCACGGGUCACAGCCAUCCCGGCCUUCACCUCAGCCUCAGCCUUGUCCCACCAGGCCCCGGCCUCUCCGUCCCCAGCCCCUCCUGGAGACGCGGUGCCCGGCAGUACCCCGGCACAGAAGCCUCGGCCCAAAGACGCCACCGCAGGCUCAGCGGCCGUGAGCGUCAGAGGUGGGCCGGAGGGAGGCAAAGCGCCACUAAAGGCCAGCCAGAAGGACGGGGCCAACAAGCCGAGUCCCAUUUUUAUCAUCGUCCCCCAUGGGAAAGAGCAGAGGGCGAAGGACGAGAGAGGGCGGAAGGUGCUGAGGUGGAAUUUCGCCGCCCCCAGCCCCAAGUACACGGAGCAGCUGAAGGCUCAGAUGGGCCCCUGCGUGUCCAGUUGGCUGCAGGAGGAGCUGUUUCAUUCCAGCUUCCAGCACCACAUCAAAGCUUUGACCGUCCUGGCCAAGCACCUGGAGGAGGAGAAGGACGGGGUCAUCAGCUGCCUGGACCUGAUGCUGAAGUGGAUCACGCUGCGGUUCUUCGACAACAACACCUGGGUGCUGACCAAGAGCCUGGAGUACCUCAAGCUGCUGUUUGCCGUGCUGCGCCGAGAGAAAUACCAGCUGACCGAGAACGAGGCAGCCUCCUUCCUCCCCUACAUGGUCAUGAAGCUGGGCGAGACCAAAGAGGUGAUCCUCAGGGAGGUGCAGGCGGUUUUGAAGAGGGCGUGCUGGGUCUACCCGGCUAAGAAGAUGUUCAGCUUCGUCAUGGAAGGGGUCAGGUCCAAGAGCGCCAAGCAGCAGGCGGGGUGCCUGGCGCAGUUGGGCUACCUGGUCCAGGCGUACGGCGUGGACGUGUGCCAGCCCAGCCCGGCCAAAGCGUUGAAGGCGAUCGCGGCCCUCCUCGGAGAUCAAGAUGCCGCCACGCGCACCGCGGCCUUGAAUGUCAUCGUGGCGGCUCACCGCCUGCAGGGGGAAAGGGUGCUCAAGCUGACUGGGAAUCUCUCCGAGAAACACAUGAGGCUGCUAGAGAAAAGCCUGGAGCAGGCAGCUGACAGGCCGGCAGGUUCGCGGGCGCCCCAGGCCCAGGAGAGACGGACGCAUGUUCUGAGCAGCAAUGGCCGCCGGGGGACAGCGGCCGAGCCCAGCUGUGCCUACAGCACGGGGGCGGACGUAGAGGCGACACAGCCUCCACCCGCCUCCGGGCACCCCCCCGGCCUCCACAGCACCGUCGCCUCCACCAUCAACUUCAUUAUCCACCACGUCGCCAGCGGCGACGUCGACACCAUCAUCCAAGCCCUGGCCCAGAUCGACGAGAUCCUCAAGCAAGAGGACAAGGUGGAGGCCAUGUCCGGCCACAUCAACCAGUUCCUCAUCGCCACCUUGCGGCAGACGGAGAGCCUGGCCCGGGAGGCCUCCACGGGGGUGCUGAAGGACUUGCUCCACAGCCUCAUCACCCUGAUGCUGGAUUCCCUGGUGGAGGAUCUGGAGGAAGGGCAAGAGCUCUCUGGCUGCAUCCUCCGGAACAUGACGCUGCUCUUCCAGACGGAGAGCCUGGCCCGGGAGGCCUCCACGGGGGUGCUGAAGGACUUGCUCCACAGCCUCAUCACCCUGAUGCUGGAUUCCCUGGUGGAGGAUCUGGAGGAAGGGCAAGAGGUGGUCCAGUCCAUCAAUCUCCUCAUGAAGAAGGUCCUGGAGCAGUCGGACCAGACUCGACUCUUCAGCGCCUUGCUCUCCCUGCUCCAGGAUAGCUUGACGGCCGCAGCCAGCCCGCCCAAGUUCCCCGAGCUGGUGGCCAAGUGUCUGUGGAGAAUCACGCAGCUUCUCCCUCGGACCAUCAGCACCGUCCACCUGGACCAGCUCCUCCUGGACCUCCACCUCUUCCUGAAGGCGCUCCCCCCAGAAACACUGAAGCAGUGCCCAAGCCAGGCCCCCCUCAGGGCCCUGAAAACGCUGCUGCACACCCUGGGCAGGCUGGCAGGGCCUGAGGUGCUGGACCACCUCACCAUGAUCGAGAACAAAGGCGAGUCGGAGCUGGAGGCCCACCUGUGCCGGGCGGUGAGGCUGUCCUCCCCCCCGCAGGCUGCCGGCGAGACCGACACCGAGGCCGCGCAGGGGGUCUUCCGUGCAGCCGGCAAGGCAGCGAAGGGCAAAGUCAACGACAUCUUGGCGGCCAUCUUUAAGAAGAUCGGCUGCAAGGAGACGGCGCGGGAGGGGCUGGAGGAGCUGUACGAAUACAAGAGGAAGUGCCCCGAGGAGGACUUGGAGCCCUUCCUGGAAAACUUCUCCCUCCUCUUCCGCAGCUACGUCAAGCACGGCCUGGCGGUGAUGGGCAUGGAGCGAGAGGGCAAACAGCGGCUUUCUCCAGGCACAGGAAUCCCCCUUUCGGCCCGGGUCCCCUCCCCCACGCGGACAGCCUCCUCCCCAGACGGGCGUGCCAACGGGGAGGCGGUGGGGCCAUCCUUCUGCCUCAGCCGGCUGAAACUGAUGCGCCGGCGGUGUGGCGGCACCAAGUCCUGCAGCCAGCUCCCCCUCCCCCGGCGACCGCCAAAGCCAGAAGACCCCCUGAGCCUGGUCUCCCGCGAGAAGCUCGGCAGCAAACUCCCCCGGUACGUGAAGACCCAAGAUCAGAAAUAGCCCCUUGGAGGAGGCUGCUUUUUGAGUGUUUCUCUGCUGCUUUGGCACCAGCCUCUUCCCCAUCAGCCACCACCCAUGAUGAGAACGCACAAUAAAAAAAGCAAUAU
Molecule: messenger RNA, 4421 nt
Organism: Pelodiscus sinensis (Chinese soft-shelled turtle)
Lineage: Eukaryota; Metazoa; Chordata; Testudines; Trionychidae
Source: RefSeq, a predicted model, not a curated record